This is a messenger RNA of Sclerotinia sclerotiorum 1980 UF-70, 177 nucleotides long. RefSeq lists its product with no specific name. Bases 1 to 177 code for a protein of 58 amino acids. Lineage: Eukaryota; Fungi; Ascomycota; Leotiomycetes; Helotiales; Sclerotiniaceae. The transcript has 2 exons. The record is from RefSeq and is a predicted model, not a curated record.
AUGUUCUGUUAUAUUUUUAAAAUUCAGGGCGAUUUGACCGUUAUCCCAUUCUUCAUCACGCAAACUAUUCUUGGCCAUUUGCAAGGAAGCUUGAUGCAAUAUGCUACGCCGAAAGUAUAUGCUGAGAAGGGGAAAAUACUUAUCGUCAUCCAACGUGCAGUAGCUACUAAGCUGUAG